This is a messenger RNA of Staurois parvus, 222 nucleotides long. NCBI's taxonomy places the organism in Eukaryota, Metazoa, Chordata, Amphibia, Anura, Ranidae. The record is from the annotation of a GenBank genome assembly.
CCUAACAGUGCCAGUCAGUGCCACCUAUCAUUGCCACCUAUCAGUGCCCUACCAGUGCCUCCUCAUCAGUGCCCAUCAGUGCCACCUCUCAGUGUCCUUCAGUGCAGUCUAUCAGUGCCCAUCAGUGCAGCCUCAUUAGUGCACAUCAGUGAAGGAGAAAAAUCAUUUAUUUACAAAAUAUUAUAACAAAAACUAAGAAAAAAGUUUUUUUUUUUUUCAAAA